AUCAGUGAGACCUCUCGCAAUCUCUGACACCCGGUCCUUGAGCUCGACGUACGAGAUCCACUUGUAGUCGCUGAGCUGGAAAUACUUCCAUUUCUUCGUCUCCUUCGUCUCCUUCCCGUCGAUGACUUUGGUCACCUCCUUGGCCUCUUCGACGAUGUCGACAAUGUCUCGGUAUGCGAGUGCGUUGCGGUUGCCGUGUGUCUUAGCCACGUACUCGAGGAUGUCGUAUACGGUGUUGAUUCCGUCCAAAGGUUGAGACACGAGUUUGUCUGACGCAAUAGCAAGGCGGCGCACGGGACCCUCGUUGUCCGCUGCGGCUGGGGAGACCUCGACUGUGCCUUUGCCGUAGUAGCCCGGGCGAUUGGUUUUCGUGGUGAAUUUCGACAUGGGGCGAGUGUCGUUGGUGGAAAGCGUCACACUUGUAUGUCGUAAUAAGGGCACGCGUGGGGAUCAAUCCCCACCGCGGCGACUUGAUGGGAACACAUCAUCCUGAUGCGACGUAUUUUUGUGCCGAAAAUGGAAUAGAUCUGAGCCCAUCGCAUUGACAAGUUACCACACCCAUGAAUCGUUGAGCGUGGUCGUUCAUGUGGAUCCAGACCUUCCUCAAAUCUCUUCGGCGCUGUCCACACUUUGACGCGCACACGGCCUUCUAGCUCGUUCUGGCUGUAGAAGGCAUUCCAAGUAUCGUCUCUGUGUCGCGGUCAUCAACCAUCGCUGGUGUCGACCUCGGACUGUCCGCCAUCUUAUUGCUGUCCUUCAUGCACGACACUUCCGACUCCGAUCCUCAUUGAUGUGCCGAUCAGUAAUAUGGUGCGCACAUGCACCCAACCGGCAUACAGAGCCGCACGAUGGCAGUUUGAUGCAUGUGCACUGUUGAUCCUUCCGCCCUCGAGAAUCCACGCUGUGCAGUCUUCAAACUCGGCAACCUUGUUCUCCGGUUACAGCCAUCCCCAUUUGCGUAGCCAGCGCUUCUCCUUUGCGGAUGCCUUGGCGCAUAUCUCAGGCUUCGAAGAGCUUAUACUGAAACUCGGUCUGGCAAGUCCACAGGUCGACUUCUUCAGCUGCGACUAUGAGAUCCCGGGUGUGGCGGUAACACACUCUCCACGAGACGGAACGCUGUGUCUUCGACCGGGCCAAUGGUUCGGCACAGGUAAAGCUUCGUGUGCACACUGUUGACUGGGUCGGGGCGCGUGAUCCGGCUUGACGAUGGGUAUGGGCAGAAUGUGGGGCACGGCCAGUCAUGCAAUGCACGGGCACAUUGAUAGGAAGCUGCAGCGAGAGUUUCCACAUGUCUCGAGCGGGAGCAAGUGCACCAAAGGAUAUGAUAGCGAUAGGAACAAAGAACUACACGACCUUACGCAUAGCAUCAGCUCAGCGGAAUCACACGAAUGAGCAUAGACACACACCUUGGGCGCCAAACUCGCAAUUUUGCCCCAGCCCUUCAUCCUCAAGUCCGCACUGACAACCCCACCUAUCCGCGUCCCCAGCAUUUCCCGCUUGUUGUUCAGUAGCACCGCCGCAUUGUCGUCGAAGCGCACCAUCCUUCCGUCAGGUCUCCGCACGGCUUUCCGCGUCCGGACAAUGACUGCGCGCCGCACAUCCCCACGUCGGACCUUGACGGCGGUAACGGACGCCGACGCAGCAGCGGUCACGGGGCGAGCGCGUUGUACGACGACGACGAUUUCGUCGCCCACCGAGCCCCAGCCGUUAUUGACCUUUUGCUUCAAUACGUUCACGCACUCGGCAACAAGGGCGCCGGAGUUGUCUAUUAUCUAGAGAAGCAGGUUAGACAUGGAAAAGCUUGGAAUGAACCUGAGGGACGGACGUUCAAAGUUCCCUUGAGUCCGAUCAUGGUUUUUCAGAAUGAGUGACGUUAGAUCAAGACUUGAUUUCGUUCGUCCCCCGCGAGUACAGGACAAGGAACACAUCUACGAAAUAUACGCUCAGCAAGUGAUGGAAGCUACCGAGCAUUCCCUUGUUCGGCGCUUCAAUCAUAGCGCACGUGCCCAUCGAUAGACGCUCACGCUCAUCGUGCGCUUUUGCUCUCUUCCCAGCCGUCCACCGGCAGUCAUGAGUUCCCAGUGUGACUCUCUGCCACCCUAUUCACAACAUGACUCGUCCCGAAGUCGAGCCUGGGCUCUACAAAGGUCUCAGACGAACGAGAGAUCAUCUCUGCUCCCACCUGGUGCCUCGCCACGCAUGUACUCUGAAAGGAGCGUAAACAACACGAUCGUUCUCUCCUCCACCCCCACACGGAAGUUGGACUUGAACUUGGCCUUCCUCGUUCUACUUGUCGUCCAAUUCCUGUUUGUCUGCUUCGCCCUUACCACUUGGCCUGUCGAAGCUGCUCUCGAUCCGCAGCAGCGCCUCACUCUCCGCCGUUCUUGGGCCGAUGAAGCAUCCGCACACGAAGAGCUGCACCGCGCCUGGUCGCAGGAGGAGCGAUACCAAGAGACUUGGCGGGCUGCCUGGCGCCAGGAAGUGUUGGAGCAGGAGGCCCGGCGGGUCCGUUGGGCGCACGAGCGCGAUGAAGAAGAGCAUCGGCACGAGCGUGAGCUGGAGCGCAUCCGCGCGGGUUUCUCGUGGACCUCGCCCAUCCCCGACGCCCACUGUGCGUCGUACGGUGCACGUCAGUGGUCCAGUCGCAUCACCAAUGUGCCGAGGACGUACGAUCCUGUGCAAGCUUGUAUGGAAACCGCGGUGGAGAUCAACGGUGCGUGGAUAAGGAAACCGGACUUUUGUGAGGAUCGGGGCUGCAACGGCGUCUUCGGCCAUUGGCUCGUUCACCACGGUGAAUCCUCGUGCUCGAGCUACUUCAGAAGCUUUGUCGACAAGGGCUGCACUGCCGGCGUAUCCCAGCUUCGCCGCAUCGAGUCCCGUCUUGAAAACGUCCAGAGUGGCGAUGAUUGGCGCGUGAUGUGCGACACUACACCGGCAGAUUUCGGCGGUCAGCAUUUCGACCAUCCAGACAUGUGCGAACAGUCGGUUUGGGGUAUCUGGGGGAACUGGUUCUUGCAUGACCAGCAGUGUUGACGACUGCCAUGUUUUUACUGUUCGCAUACGGCCCAGUAUUUACCGUACGGUUUGUUGUACAGAAACUUGUGAAUUGACGUCAUCUCCCUGGGUCUGCCUGUUUCCUCUCGGCCAUUCUGUAAGGAACCUCAAAGAUGAAAGAGGGACAUUCAC
Molecule: messenger RNA, 3186 nt
Organism: Mycena citricolor
Lineage: Eukaryota; Fungi; Basidiomycota; Agaricomycetes; Agaricales; Mycenaceae
Source: the annotation of a GenBank genome assembly